Hippocampus zosterae (dwarf seahorse) is the source of this 1350-nucleotide messenger RNA. RefSeq names its product hepatitis A virus cellular receptor 1-like. The transcript is spliced from 7 exons. The record is from RefSeq and is a predicted model, not a curated record. Lineage: Eukaryota; Metazoa; Chordata; Actinopteri; Syngnathiformes; Syngnathidae. Bases 176 to 997 code for a protein of 273 amino acids.
GCCGGACCCAGCCGGGGUUCUGGUCCGCCCGACCCCGGCAGGAGGUUCCGCUUGUUGGAGGAGGACGACCAAGGUGGUGGUUGCAGCUUGGGGGCGACGCAUCGCGGGCUGUGGCUGAUGGAGGACAACGUCUGCUGGCUGCCGUUCAGCAGCAGAAACUGUUUCUAAAAAUAGCAUGGAAUGGAAAAGGGAAGCGACAAAACUGAGUCGUCUGCUCGGCCGUGGCCAUGUCCGUGUCCGUCGAUCUCUUGGGAGCGCAACGCUGAACAUGCCGCCGCUGCUGCUGCUCCAGCUCUACGUCGUCGCCUGUGUCGCUGGCGUCGCAGUGUGGGCGGGUCCUGCGGAGACGGUAGUGGGCGUGGCCGGGCGCAGAGUGUCUCUACCGUGCCGGGUGGCGGCGGCCAAACGGAAAGGCGUGCACGUGUGCUGGGGGAGAGGCGAGCCGGCCUUCUUCUCCUGCCACAACGUGCUGGUCAACGCGGUGGGCGAGCGCCUCAUGUACAAGAGCUCGUACAGGUACUCGGUGUCUUCCGCCCCAAGCAAGGAGCCCCAGCUUUCCAUCUUUAACGUGCGCCCCUCGGACUCGGGCCUCUACCACUGCCGGGUUCAGCUGCCGGGACCCUUCAACGACAAAACCUUCUCCGUCCUCCUCAUCGUCAUUCCACGCGGCGGGAACCUGAACACACCACUGACGAUAAAAGGUGGAAGUACGGAAGUCGUAACAGGAAGUGAUGUCACGCAGAGCGUCCAAUUGUGGGAGGGCUCGGUAGACGACACAACCGGACCGGUGGUGGCGAGGGUGCAGAAACACGUUCGGCGGCAAGACGGCCACAAUCUGCGGAUGUUCCUCGGAAACACCCUCAGAAUGGCCUUCAUCGUCUUCAUUCCUGCAGUGAUACUGACCGCCGCUUACAGAAUCCGGAAGUCCAAUCAGAGAGCAGUGACUGGCAGCAGCGGGAGAGAAUCAGAAGAGGCAGAGGACGACGUGUACGUGUAGAAUCGGGCGGAGCCUAAUUUGCUGAUUUCCGGCCUUUCAAAAUGGAGAAAAAUCAAUAAAAAAACAUUCAUUUGUAUUAAUAUUCACUUAUUUUAGGUGUAUUUUUACAGUUGGUAGGACCGUUUUUUUCUUGUUAAAUUUAUUUUAUCUUUCAUAAUGCGAACAAGUGCCUUUUUUUUUUUUACACCAGCUUUUGAGGACGAAUCCUUUUGGUUUUGUUGGUUUUUUUUAAGUUGAGUUCCCUGUUUUCUAUUUUGGGCCAGUUGAGAGACCAAUCUAAAUAUGAAUAGAAAAUGAAUGAGUUAUCUAAUCAAUACAUCGAUCAAUCAAUAAAACAUUGAUACUGAACUCAA